Cladocopium goreaui is the source of this 676-nucleotide messenger RNA. Lineage: Eukaryota; Dinophyceae; Suessiales; Symbiodiniaceae. The record is from the annotation of a GenBank genome assembly.
GUUCGUAGAGAGCGAGUUCUCGUGCCACACAUCAAAUUUCGUAGCGUCACAGUCGGUGACUUUCGACGACAGGCUUCUCGACUUAAGUCAAGUCAGCUUCCAACAGAAUGACUGUCGGUCAUCACUGCGAGGAAAACGAUGCUGUAAAAGAGAUGCCCCGCGAGGAGAAGGUGGGCAUCAUCUUGAAAGACACCCUGCCCAAUCGAUCUCGUUGGGCGGAUAUCGAGGUGGAAGAUGCCUCUGAGGACUGCACGGAUGGCAGUGCGCGGGCGGACGAGAAGCUCGCAGGGCGUAGACAGCUCGGCCCCCGCGGCGGCCGCCGUCCCAAGUUUCCUGCGGCAGAUGUGCAGAAGGUACAUCCCGUGCCCGAGCCAGCAAUGCCAGCUGGAGAUUUCCAGGCCAAACCAUACAUCAAACCACAGGCCGUGCCCUGGCAUAUGGAAGCUUGGGGCAUGGACUGGGGAUAUGGAACGUAUUACGAGACCUAUGACACAUCGGACUGGCCCAGCCGAGCUGAUUUGGACGAUUCUUGGCGCCGCAGGUCAAAUGAUGCGGAGGGCUGGGCAAAAGCACGCAGGGGACGCACCUGGGGAGGUGACGGUUACAAAAGACCUGGAGGCAGAGAGUGGUACUGACCAUUGGAGUGAGAUAACAUCGGCACCAUGACCGGAGCAAU